Molecule: messenger RNA, 1741 nt
Organism: Paramecium sonneborni
Lineage: Eukaryota; Ciliophora; Oligohymenophorea; Peniculida; Parameciidae
Source: the annotation of a GenBank genome assembly
AUGGAUUUUUAAAUUUGCUAAAAUACAUAAAGUCCAGAAAAAUUUUUAUGCUUAAAUGAAGAAUGCUAUUUGGCUGAUAAAAAACAUAUUUAAUGUUAUUAAUGCCUGACAAAACAACAUUUAAGCAAGAAUAGGGUAGUCAGACAUGUAGAUGAUUUUAUUGAGCUAGAAUAAUUUAUUAAUGAAAUAAAAAAGAAAUAAAAUAGAAGACAUACUUUUAUUUAAAUGAUUUUUUAAUAGGCAUUAGACUUUUAGAAAAGCAAGGUUUAGGAAAUAUAGUUAAGUAAAAAUGCUGAUUUAAUUAAAAAUGCAACUGAGAAAAUAGAAGGAGAAACUACAAAAUUUUUAAGAUCUCUAAGCACUUUAUAUUUAGAGCAAAAAUUUACAUUUCCAUAUUAGAAUUCAUUCCAUGUUUAAUAUGUGAAAUUUUAUUUUGAAAAUGAAAAUAAAUAUUAGGAAGACUCAAAGUAAAAAUUAGGAAUACUGUUCUCAUAAAUUGAAAAGUAUAUGCAUACACUUGAUUUAGACAUAAGAACAACAAUGAAAAGGUUAAAAUUAGAUAUUUUAUAUUUUUAGGUCUUAUUAGAAAUUAGAAGUAUUGGAAAAAUAAGUCAUUUAAUUUGGUAAAUAAUCUAUGUACAAUAAGUUAUAGUUAUUAAUUUUGUUGUUAAUAUUGCCAUAUUUAGUAUAUUUGUAGUUCAAUCAAUUUGAGAUUUUGAAAUAUUAAAAGCAAUAAGAAUAGAGUGUAUAAAUACAAGAUUAUUUAAUAUAAGAAAUUUUAAAUUAAAAAGAUAAAUUUAGUAUUAUAGAGAAAAGGCUGGAAGAAUUAUAAUUUAAUGGAACAUAGGAUAUUUAAAAAUUAAAUAACACAUUAGUUGAAGUAACUGACGGUUUUUAAAAAUUAAAGAUUCGAUUUGAUACUUUUAAAUAAAGUUCUACAAUAAAUUAAGAGAAGACAAUGAUAAAUAUUUAAAAUAAUUUAGAAGUAUUAUAAAAAAACAUAAGUGAUCUAAAUAACAAGGAAGGGAUUUUACAAAGUUAAAUACAAUAAAUUUAAUAAAAAGUAGAUAAAAUAAGUGUUAAGGAAUCAGAGUAGUAAAAAUAUUUGGAAGAAUAUAAGAGAAUAAAAUAGGGAGAAGUAAGAAAAGUAAAGGAGUUGAUAGAAAUAAUAAAGUAGAAAAAUUUGAUGAGAAAGAUAAUUUAAUUAAAGAAUUAUGUUUAUACACUUAAGAAUUUCAAAGAUUUAAUAAAAAUUCAUUUAAAUUUACCAAAAAGAAAACUUAAAGAUUUUGAAUUAAUAUAUGAUGAAUUAUUUGAUAAGCCUAUAUUAAUUUAUACAAUGAUGAAUAUAUAGCAAAAAGUAUACAAAUAUGAGGGUGAUAAUCCUUUAUUAUGUUUGGGAGGAUUAAAUAUAGAAAAUUUGGAGAAGAUAGAUUUAAUAGCAUGUGAUUUUGCAAAUGAUAUGUUGAAUCCAACAUUUGAUUCUGAUAAAGCUACAAAAAGUAGACAUGGAGAUAUUUAUUGGUAUUAAGUUUAAGAAUCAUCAUUUGGAUUUGCACCGAAUGAAAAAAUAAAAUUAUUAUAUUGUGAUGAUUAUGAUGAAGAAAGUGAAUAUAGAUUAAGUUAUUGGUAUAAUUUAAGAUCUUCAUCUGGAGGAAGAAGAUUGGGUAAAUAAUUAUUAUUAGAGAAUUCGACUAAACAUAGAUUAUAGUUAUAUUUAUUGAAACCUAUAUUUGAAUGA